This is a messenger RNA of Saprolegnia parasitica CBS 223.65, 417 nucleotides long. RefSeq lists its product as hypothetical. Lineage: Eukaryota; Oomycota; Saprolegniomycetes; Saprolegniales; Saprolegniaceae. The transcript has a single exon. The record is from RefSeq and is a predicted model, not a curated record. Bases 1 to 417 code for a protein of 138 amino acids.
AUGCUGCCGACGGACCCGGCGACGUCACCGGCGCCGCGUGCGAGCAAAGAGACGAAGCGAGGCGACGCCGCCAAGCGCAAGCUGGGCACGCGACUCCGCCAGCUACGCUACGUCGCGCAGAAGCGAGAGCACCUCGAGCACCUCGAGGGCUCGGUCCAGCAACUGCACUGCCACGUUGCGCGCUGCGAAGGGCAGCUCGAGGUCUUGCGCGCGGUCAAUGCGCCCCACGACAGCGCGCUAAGCACCGCCGUCGAGUUCUUCGCAUCGUUUCGGCAUGGCUACCAAGUGCAUCGCCCGCACAAGCAAGCGAACCAAGACGCAUUCCUGCACAGCGUCAUGCGCCAUGACUUGCUUUUUAUGAACGAGGUACGCUGCGAGGACCAGCAAUGCUAUCGCGAUACAUCUUCUCUCGACUAG